Caenorhabditis briggsae is the source of this 912-nucleotide messenger RNA. The transcript is spliced from 3 exons. The coding region runs from base 1 to 912 and encodes 303 amino acids. Lineage: Eukaryota; Metazoa; Nematoda; Chromadorea; Rhabditida; Rhabditidae. The record is from RefSeq and is a predicted model, not a curated record.
AUGUUUCUGCAUAAAUCCUUGGUCCUCAUUGGAUAUGAAGGUAUUAUAUACAAUCAUCUGAAAACGAGUCUCUUGUGGAAUGCUCAACCACCUGCUUCAAGAAGGCACCCGAUAUCUACACCAAGCCGGACAACUAACCGAAACCGCUCUGGACAUUUGAGAGGAAGAAACAAGGAUGAAGACGAAAUAGAAAACCGAUCCCAUUCUUCAUCUGAUACUUCGUCAGGCUCUGAACAAACGUCAAGCUCGGACGAUGAACUUGAGCACAGCGCACAUCAACCUACUAACGGUCUCCUGUUGAAUGCUCAACCACCUGCUUCAAGAAGGCACCCAAUAUCUACACCAAGCCGGACAACUAACCGAAACCGCUCUGGACAUUUGAGAGGAAGAAACAAUGCAGGCUCUAUCCAACGAAGACGAAAAAGUCCUGAAAACUCUCCUGUGAGUACUAGUGUUCGUGGAACAUCUCGCGGCAGAUCCAGAAGUCGUGGUGGAAGACUCCAUCAAUCAACACCGUCAUCGCUUUCUCAGAAUUCCCUAAACCGCACUAUUGCAGUUUCUGCGACAGAAAGUGAUUCGCCUCCUUAUCCAGUUUCAGGACGCACAUCUUCUGCAUCAUCUACUGGGACAUCUCGUAAAACUAGUCGCCGUAUAAAUAAUGGAGCAGAUGUUGGCACAAAUCAACGAAGUCAACUUGUGGGAAAUCUCGUGGAAGUAGGGGCCCUCGUUUGGGACUUCGUGGAUCGGCUUGUGGAAAAGUUUCUUCUACCACUCUUGGAAAAAAUACUGCAGAAAAUAACAACCGGCGUGGUUCGACACAAAAUACCGGAGCCGCUGGACGAUCAGUUCCGGGAAGAGGGAGACCUCGUGGAAGAGCUCGCGGAAGUGUACCAAUUCGUGGUCAGCGAAUGA